Messenger RNA from Larimichthys crocea (large yellow croaker), 5478 nucleotides. RefSeq names its product ABI family, member 3 (NESH) binding protein a (gene abi3bpa). The record is from RefSeq and is a predicted model, not a curated record. Gene Ontology annotation, biological process: positive regulation of cell-substrate adhesion; extracellular matrix organization. Bases 308 to 4474 code for a protein of 1388 amino acids. The transcript is spliced from 23 exons. Gene Ontology annotation, molecular function: protein binding. Lineage: Eukaryota; Metazoa; Chordata; Actinopteri; Sciaenidae.
UCCAUUUUAGAGGUAUAGAUGGUGAAGAAGAAGCCCGCUGCACCCAGAAGUCCAGUCCAGUCCAGUCAGCUGCACUAGUCCUGAGAACCACCAGCUCAGAGAAGUAGUCCAGCCACUCCAAAAAGAAACACUGACUCCUGCAGCUGCAGCACACGCCACGUUCAACCUGUUGCCAAAGAUUCACUCAAUCAGUGAAGUGACGCUGAGUGAUAGCCUCUUGUUUCUGCGUCUCACCUCUGAUAUCUGAGCUCAUUCAGAUCACAGCAGCAGCAGCUUUGUUACACCUGAGACUCGACUGACAGCACAGAUGAUGAUGAUGGGGAUGCAGCAACACUCUCACAGCUUUCUGGCACUUCUCCUCAUGGUGUUCAUCUCUGGGAUAGUUCUCUCUGGUCCCUCAACUCCUCGCAGGAGCAGAGUGAGACGUCAGAACAUGAAGGUCCGUAUCAACGCCACAGGAGACACCAUCGUGAUGAAGUUUUUGCGUCCCAACGCUGACACCAAGCUUGAGGGCUACAUCCUGGGCUAUGGCAGCAGCAUGUUCUCCAAACAGUUCAUCAAGCUACCUGAGAACGGACAGCCGUAUGAGACUGAGUUUGACGCCGAGCCGAAGUAUCUCAUUGCCGUCCAACCCAUCCCAACCAAUGAGGUGAAAAAGCGGUGCACAGGUAAAGUUGAACUGGAAAAGCCGCUACACUUGGUCAUCGGAUCGGUAACGCCCACUUCAGUCCUCCUGUCCUGGGGAACUCUGCUGAAAACUCCCUACGAAAGCAACGUCAUGAGUGACUGUCUGGAGGAUGGACACUACACGGUGCGUUAUCGUGAGAGGAGCAGGAAGUGGAACUACCAGACCUGCCCAACUAGUGACACGGUCAUUGACAAUCUAAGGCCCAACACGGUCUAUGAGUUUGGCGUCCAGCCCAACACGAAGGACGGCAGUGGACAGUGGAGCAAGCCGGUCAUUCACAGCUCAGGUGACUCAGAAGAUAAGACCAAGAAAAACUUUAAACGUCCCGUCAACCCUGUGAAACCUUUAACACCAGGUCCACGCUCCUUCCCCUUUACCUCUCGCCAUGUUCAUCAUAACAGGACCCAGGGCAGAGUGCCCCACUCCCGGAACAUAACCCCAAAGACAACUCUUGCUCCAACCACUACUACUACUACCACUACAACUACUACAACUACCACAACUACUGCAACUACAACUACUAAACAGGAAUCUCUGUCGACCCCUGGACCCAAACAGCCUGUGGUCACCAAACAGCCAAUCGGGGGACAAGAGCAAGACCACUCCAGAUCUAUCUUGCCUCCUUUCCUGGAGGUCCCAAUAACUCCUAAACUUCAUCCUCCACUACACAUUACAGCCACCAUGGCGUCUGUGCCAGUCCCCCAGACAAAUGUGGAUAAGCAUGGAGGGCAAUCUCUGAGUCAACCAAAACAAAAGCCCCAAUCCCAACCAAACCUCAAGCUCCAGCCGCAGUAUCGACCACAACCAAAGCCCCUAACCAAAAAACCUAAACCAAAGCCUCAACCUCAUCCAACCCAACCCCAACCCCUUUUCCAAACUCAUCCACAACCUCAGUCAACAUUCCAGUCCACACCCCAUACCCAACCACAACCCCAACCAACAUCCCAGACCUUACUCCAGACCCAACCAACAUCCCAGACCUUACUCCAGACCCAACCAGAUCCCCAACCCCAACCAACAUCCCAGGCAGUACUCCAGACCCAACCCCAACAAACAUCCCGGCCCAGACUUGAGACCCAACCACAACCCCGACCCCAACCAACAUCCCAGCCCAGACUCCAGACUCAACCAGAACCACAAACCCAAUCAAAAUCCCAGACCAUACUCCAGACCCAACCAGAACCCCAACCAACAUCCCAGGCAGUACUCCAGACCCAAUCCCAACAAACAUCCCGACCCAGGCUCAAGACCCAACCACAACCCCGACCCCAACCAACAUCCCAGCCCAGACUCCAGACUCAACCAGAACCACAAACCCAAUCAACAUCCCAGCCCAGAUUCCAGAUCCAACCAGAACCACAACCCCAAUCAACAUCCCAGCCCAGACUCCAGUCCCAACCAGAACCCCAACCCACAUCCCAGUCCAUACUCCAGACCCAACCACAACCCCAACCAACAUUCCAAGCUAAACGCCAUACCCAACCGCCUCAACCUCAGCCAAGAUUCAAGCCCAUACUCCAGACCCAAUCCCAGACCCAACCCCAAUCAACAUCUCAGCCCAUACUAUAUAUGCAAUCUCAGCCCACACUGACAUCCAAGCCCAUACCCCAGACCCUGCUCCAACCAUUAACCCAGCCUAUAUUUCACACUGAACCUCAAUUACAACCUCAAACCACAACCCAGGCUGAACCACAGCCUCAACCAACAUUCCAGCCCAAAUUCCAGACCCAACCUCAAACACAGCUGUAUCUAAAGACUGAGGCCCAGCGUAAAGUUCAAUCAACUCCCUGGGCCACAGCUGUUGCACAUCGUCAUACACCUCAACCAACACUUCAGCACAUACCUCAGACCCAACAAACACUACCAAAGAUUCACAUCCGGCCUCAAACCCAACCACACUCUACAACUCAGCCACCAACCCAAACACAACCUCAACUGAAAAUCAAUCCACAGCCACAACUCACCACUAUGCAGCAAUCUAAGGCCCAAACAACACCUAAACCAAAUAUACAUGAAUUCAAACCCAAGCACGAGACACAACCUCAACCUCAGAAAACUGUUAAUCAACAAAAAAACAACAACAAACAAAACAACAACAAACAAAACAACAACAAACAAAACAACAAACAAAACAACAACAAACAAAACAACAACAAACAAAAUAAGCAGCCAAAACAUCCAAAAAAGCAGCCAAAGCCGAAGCCCCCAGCAAAAGACCAAAAGCAACCCCACUCAAAGAGUCAGCAGUCACAACCUCCAUCUAGGCCCCAACCACAACCUCAACCUGGGCUUCAAUCUCAGACCAGGACCUACUCUGAUCCCACCAAGGUCACCCCAAGGCAGGCUUUCCCUACGGCUCCUACUCCACGAGGAGAGGGCAAGCCUCUACCAAGACCUGCCCUGGCUACAGAGAAGGCUGAUAGUUACAAUCAGGGUACUGGCAUCAGAUCAUCUGUUGCUGAAGUUCCUCGUUCUCCCAUUAGCUCAUCAGUUCCUCAAGCAGGAAGAAACACCACGCUGCCUCGACCCCGGGUUCCUCCUCAUUCCACUCGUAAUAGUGUCCGACCUUUUCCUCCAUCCAAGACAUUCACCACCUCUCUCAGCUCCAGCACACCUGGGGCCGAUGGGGCGCAUCAUAGGGGCAAUGCUCUUCCUAAACCUGUGGGGUGGUCCAAAGACAAACCUGUUCUGCGUCCAGCUCUUCCCGACAACAAGAGAACCAACCUGGUGGGCAAACCAAGUGACCAUGCUAAACCCAUGGACCUGAAACAAGGAGACAAGGAGUCCAUCUUGAAGCCAUUCGCUCUGGUCACCGCUAAGCCCAAGCAAGAGCGCAGACAGCAGACAACCACCUCUGCCCCGGCAGUAAACAUCAGCCGUUUUGACAUAAAUGAAAACUCCUCCAUAUUCAGUAACUUGCCUGCGUCAGAAUUAGACAUCAUGGGCAAGAGGCGCUUUGUAGCUCCUCAUGUGGUCUACAAGACCGAUAAGAAGCCAGACGAGCCUUGCUCCAUCACCUCCUCCCUCGCUUAUUUCCCCGAUGAGGAGGGCAACGAUCAGAACGUGACAGGUCCUCCUCGCGUGCCUCCCUCCAACCUCACCGUGGUUACUGUAGAGGGCUGCCCGUCUUUCGUCAUCCUUGACUGGGAGAAGUCUGACAAUGAAACCACAGAGUAUGAAGUUGUAUCCACCACUAAAGGACCAAACGGACAUGAGGUGUCCGUACUGACAACCAACCAGACACACACAGCUGUGGAGAAUCUCAAACCAGAGAGCAGUUAUGAAUUUAAAGUAACACCAAAGAACGAACUGGGACCGGGACCCUCCAGUGAUCCCGUGUCUUUCAGCACAGAAUCAGCGGAUCCACGAGUAAGCGAACACGUGUCAGGAAAAGAUGCCAUUUGGACUCAGUUCCCGUUUAAAUCCGAUGCCUACUCUGAAUGCAAUGGAAAGCAAUACGUCAAGAGAACCUGGUACCGAAAGUUUGUUGGCAUUCAGCUCUGCAACUCCCUGAGAUACAAGAUCUACCUGAGCGACUCUCUCAAUGGGAAGUUCUACAACAUUGGAGAUCAGACGGGGCACGGUGAGGACCAUUGUCAAUUUGUGGACUCCUUCCUGGACGGACGGACUGGCAGCCAGAUGUUUGCUGACCAGCUACCAAGCAGGCCAGGGUUUUAUAGAGCGGUGAGACAGGAACCUGUCAGCUUCGGAGAGAUCGGAGGGAAGUCACACGUUACUUACGUAGGCUGGUACGAGUGUGGCACGCCCAUACCUGGGAAGUGGUAAGACCCCGCAAGGCUGUCCAGGAAGGAUGCCUUCCUUGGUUGUGAGGAAGACAAAGACGCCUGACUAGGCCUUGAAGGGUGGUGGGCCUUUCUUUCAUGUUACCAUGGACACUUUCAUGUUACAUGGGUCUGUCUGUUUGAACUCUGCCUACUCUCCCAGGUACGAACCUGUACAGGACUUUUAGGUGUUACCAACCUCCAUUGAGUUCAUUUGUAACAUUGAUCUUAAAUUCUGUAUAACAGACAAAAGAACGCAGGAGUUUAAGUGAACCAAAAUGUUGAAUAUACAGUAAUCACAGAGAAAAUGUUGGGAAGCUGGCUCCCAAAGUGUAAUAACUUGUAUGAUAUUAUUUAUCAAAGGGAUCGUUACUGAAUAUUCUGUGUAUGCUCGGGCUUUUGAGAUGAGAAAGUAAAAAUUGUUCCCAAUACUUGCAUGUCAUGUCAUUGGUCAUUUGUGUACAGAGAGGUGCAAAUCAUACUUUGAUUGUACAUUUGGGCUAUGUAAAAUAAAAGUACACACAGACAUGUAGAAUCGACCUUCUGCUGGCCCUAAGGGAUUAUUAGCAGUUGCAGUUUGCACAGUAUUAAACUUUUGUUCAUAUAUGUAUAUGGUGUGAAAUGCAAUUUGUAUACCAGGGAUCACAUAUUUUGAUAUAUUUCAGGUAAAAGAUAAAACAGCUUUAGCCCAAAUGUUUCUACGGGGUCACUUGGAAAAAAAAGAUUUAUGCGUUUGUAAUGCUCGUGCAGUCUUGUCCUGUAUUUCAGAAAAUAUUAAAAUUUAUAUAAAAGUGUAUAAAUGAAUAAACUGAGCUUCAAUGUGGAAAUGACAUAAACAAAUGACAUAAUUUAUGUUUUUGUGUUCAAAUUUACUUCAAAGUGUACAUAAAGUUAUGAAUCAUUGGAGAGAAAUUGCCAGGGGGUUUUCCACAUCUGUUAUGACUGCAGUUGUUUUUGAUGCACCAUGUAUGUUUUCAGCAAUAAAUCUUGUUUUUAUAUUUACGAAUA